GAAGGUAAUCAGUUUGAAGACAGAAGUAUCAACAAAAUGUGGCUGGUUCGCCAUCUUGAGGUUACCAGGCAACUGAUGUUGGAGGACCUUAAAGUAGUGAAGCAAAUGCUGCAGCCUAUUUCCCCACCAGAAUAUAACAUUGUGAGAAAGUAUGUUCAGAUGUAUCAUAAAGCCUUGUCCAAUCAUUUUCAAGAUAUGAUCCAGCAAGGGCUAGAAGGAAAUGAAAUCGUGACCCUUCUGCAGUGGGUGGGGAUUUACAAUUCCCCUGAACUUAUGAGGCACCCGGCGUUGGACUUUGACACCAAAGAAUUUGGUCCUUUGUUAGAAACCACAGCCAUAGAUGAACUACAAAAUCAAUAUCUAAAGAACAUGAAGUUAAACAUAAUGGAAUGGACCAAAAACUCAUUGACACAAGACCAAAAG
Saccostrea cuccullata (small rock oyster) is the source of this 423-nucleotide messenger RNA. RefSeq names its product exocyst complex component 3-like. Gene Ontology annotation, biological process: exocyst localization; exocytosis. The record is from RefSeq and is a predicted model, not a curated record. NCBI's taxonomy places the organism in Eukaryota, Metazoa, Mollusca, Bivalvia, Ostreida, Ostreidae. Gene Ontology annotation, molecular function: SNARE binding. The annotation marks the transcript as partial. Gene Ontology annotation, cellular component: exocyst. The transcript has 5 exons.